GGCGUGAUGUUCUUGGAAGUGAACUAAUACUAGCCCCAUACGCAGGAACAGAACAAAAACCCUCUGUACUGUAGUCUGUAGGAGGAUCGACCGCGAACCAUGUCGACCAAGGACGGCGUGGCCACCGCGGACGACGAAGAGGUAACCGAUAUUAUCGUCCAGAGAGUGCCGUACUGGGACCCACCGGCAGUCCAGCCGCUGGACACGAACGAGCUGACCGAGUGGUCCCUCUACCGCGCCAUGAUCGGCGAGUUCACGGCCUCGCUCAUUCUGGUCUACGUGAGCAUCUCCACCGUCAUCGGGUACAAAUUCCAGUCCUCCGGCGCCGACGAGAGGUGUACCGGCGUCGGGUACCUCGGCGUUGCCUGGUCCUUCGGCGCCACUGUCUCCGUCCUCGUCUACUCCACCAGCGGCGUCUCGGGCGGGCACAUCAACCCGGCGGUGUCGUUCGCGCUGUUCCUGGCCGGCAAAGUGUCGCUGGCGCGCGCCGUGCUGUACGUAGUAGCGCAGUGCCUCGGUGCCAUCUGCGGCGUGGGCAUCGUGAAGGGGAUCAUGAAGCACCCUUUCGACUCCCUCGGCGGCGGCGCCAAUUCGGUGUCCGAGGGCUACUCGCUCACGGCGGCACUCGGCGCCGAGACCUUCGGCACCUUCGUCCUCGUCUACACCGUCUUCUCCGCCACCGAUCCCAAGCGUACCGCGCGCGACGCCUUCGUCCCGCUGGUGGCGGCGCUGCCGAUCGGUUUGGCGGUGUUCGUGGUGCACCUGGCGACCAUACCGAUCACCGGCACGGGCAUCAACCCGGCGAGGAGCCUGGGCGCCGCCGUCUUGUACAACCAGCACAGAACCUGGAAGCAGCACUGGAUCUUCUGGGUCGGACCCUUCACCGGCGCGGCCUUGGCGGUGUUCUACCACAAGAUCGUGCUGCGAGACAUUGCUGUAGUCAAGGAGGCGCUGCUGGCGCUGGGCUCGUUCAGCAGGAGAGGCUCGACCGCUUGAAGACCGAGGAGAGGAAGAACAUGCGCAUACACAUAUGUUGAGUAAUCCUACACCUACGGACUGACGUGUAGCAUUACUCGGAGAGACAUGCAUGCAACACAAGGCGUGUGUGUCCACAUGAUUGCAUGCAUGUGCGUCGUUCGGGAAUAAUUAAGUUGGAUAUAUUACAUUAUAA
Molecule: messenger RNA, 1171 nt
Organism: Lolium rigidum
Lineage: Eukaryota; Viridiplantae; Streptophyta; Magnoliopsida; Poales; Poaceae
Product: probable aquaporin PIP2-7
Exons: 3
Coding region: 100-996 (298 amino acids)
Biological process (GO): transmembrane transport
Cellular component (GO): plasma membrane
Molecular function (GO): water channel activity
Source: RefSeq, a predicted model, not a curated record